Molecule: messenger RNA, 1383 nt
Organism: Schizosaccharomyces osmophilus
Lineage: Eukaryota; Fungi; Ascomycota; Schizosaccharomycetes; Schizosaccharomycetales; Schizosaccharomycetaceae
Gene: trm11
Product: tRNA (guanine-N2-)-methyltransferase catalytic subunit Trm11
Exons: 5
Coding region: 1-1383 (460 amino acids)
Biological process (GO): methylation
Cellular component (GO): cytoplasm
Molecular function (GO): nucleic acid binding
Source: RefSeq, a predicted model, not a curated record
AUGGCUAUUUAUCUUCUUCACUUAGCUUCGACACAUGCCGAUUUUCAUAUACCUGAAUUGGAGACGUUAGCAAAGAUUGAAUCCGUUCAAUAUCGAUGGAUCAAGCCUUCCUGUAUAAGGAAAACUUCAGAACUACAAGGAAAUAGCGUUGGAAAUUAUCGAAGUGAAAAGCCUGUAUACCCCAUUAAUCAAACAAAUGCCACUACAUUGAAUCCAUUUCUGUUGGUAGAACUUGAAGAUGACGCGUCUGCUGCUAAAUGGGUUCGAAGAUCGAUUUUCUGCAAAGGUGUCUACGAGUUGUAUGGCUCUUCAGAAACAUUUGAUAGUUUGCAUGAUUAUCUUUCAAAGCUUCCGUCUCCUCCUUGGUUAGACUAUCAAAAGAAUACUUCGUAUAAAUUCACAUUUGAAACUUUCGGCACUCGACGAACAAUGGAAGAACAAAUAUCCAUCAUAAAUGAUUUUGGAUACAUGAAGUUGGAGGGGUUGGUCUCAAUGAAACAUCCCGAGUGCAUUUUCACCCUCUUGGAAAAUCGCAGUAAAGAUGUUGAAGGAUCAAAAAUGUAUUUUGGUCGUUGGUGCGGUGGUAGUUCACGAGAUGCCAUUGAGAAAUUUGAUUUGAAAAGAAGAAAUUAUAUAGGGAUCACUAGCUUUGACGCUGAGCUUUCACUAAUUACAGCUCAGAUGGCUAUGGCGAUGCCGGGGAAAUUGGUAUAUGAUCCAUUUGUUGGCACAGGAAGCUUCCUAUACACAUGUAGCUAUUUUGGUGCAUUUACUAUGGGUUCUGACAUUGAUGGAAGGCAAAUGAGAGGGAAGGGAGGGAAAUCGAUACGAUCUAACUUUACCCAAUAUCGAUUGGCAAAUUCCUUUUUAGAUGUUUUUACUGGAGACGUAACCAAUUGUCCCCUCAGGCAAGACUUUCUUCUGGAUGCAAUUGUUUGUGAUCCUCCAUAUGGUGUACGUGCAGGCGCAAAGAAAAUUGCAAAAUCUUCGUCAGGUCCUUCCACGCCAAGUCAAUCAACUUCUGCUUCAGCAUCAACACCUCAUUACCCUAAACUUGAGCAGUAUCAGAUUAGCGACAUGGUUUUUGAUCUGAUCUGUUUUGCAGUCAAGCAUCUAGUAGACGAUGGCCGAUUAGUUCUUUGGCUUCCUACUAUCACGGAAGAAUAUAGCAUUGAAGACAUCCCUCGUCAUCCUUGUCUCUCUUUAAUAUGCAAUAGUGUCCAACCAUUUACGCAUUGGUCUCGUCGCUUGCUAACUUUUGAACGUUUACCUCGAUCUGAAACAAAACAGGUAUCAUUAGAAGAUAUGCAAAUGACUUCAAAGACUCCCUCUCAUCAUGAUUUCCGUAGAAAGUACUUUAUGGGUGCGAAUCGUACUGCCUAA